Messenger RNA from Ectocarpus siliculosus, 465 nucleotides. NCBI's taxonomy places the organism in Eukaryota, Phaeophyceae, Ectocarpales, Ectocarpaceae. The record is from the annotation of a GenBank genome assembly.
AUGGACACCCAGAAGAUACUAGACACCAUCAACACCCAUCGACGCCGGCACGGGGCUGCAGAUCUUCAGUGGGAUGCGACCUGCGCCACGGCUGCGCAGAACUGGGCGAACCGCGGCUACGUCAUACACGAACAAGACGGCGGACGCUUCGGGGAGAGCUUGGCAGUGACGGACACCAACUACGACGCAACUACCGAAUGCAUCAACGCCAUCAACUUGUGGCAGCAAGAAGGCACGCUGUACGACUACGAAAAUCCAGCAUUCUCCCCUGCGACGCGCCACUUCACGCAAAACGUUUGGAGAAGAACGACCCAUGUCGGCUUCGGCUUCGGGAGCGCUGUCGACCAGUACGGAAAGUACUGGGUAUCGUACGUCGUCGCCAAGUUCUUCACUCCAGGAAACGUGGUGGAUCAAUUCGAGGGAAACGUGCUUCCUCCCGUUUCUGUGAGCUCUGCGACACAUUAA